UCCGAAUAACUGCACCGAGCUUUGCAGAACGCGUCACUCAGCAUCACCAAAGCCAUGGCAGACGUGCAAAAGAAGCUGCAGGCACUGUCUGAUAGUUACCAAGGCCUUCAGGCUGAGCUCGGAACUGCAGUAGAGGCCCGCCAGAAGCUCGAGUCGCAACAACAGGAGAAUAGUACCGUCAAAAAGGAGUUUGACAUCCUUGACGACGAUGCAAACAUCUAUAAACAAAUCGGCCCCGUACUGCUGAAGCAGGACAAGACGGAGGCAGUCAUGUCGGUCAAUGGUCGCCUCGAGUUUAUCGACAAACAGAUCAAGGAUAUCGAGAAACAGAUACAGGGUAUACAGGACAAGAGUGAGAAGAUCAAGGGCGAGGUACGUUCUUCAAACGUGUCUUGUUACGCGGAUUGCUAAUGCCCAAACUAGAUUAUCCAGAUCCAGUCGGCA
Alternaria rosae is the source of this 444-nucleotide messenger RNA. Its product is annotated as Prefoldin. The record is from RefSeq and is a predicted model, not a curated record. The transcript has 4 exons. Gene Ontology annotation, biological process: chaperone-mediated protein complex assembly; protein folding. NCBI's taxonomy places the organism in Eukaryota, Fungi, Ascomycota, Dothideomycetes, Pleosporales, Pleosporaceae. The coding region runs from base 55 to 411 and encodes 118 amino acids. Gene Ontology annotation, cellular component: cytoplasm; prefoldin complex. Gene Ontology annotation, molecular function: protein-folding chaperone binding.